Messenger RNA from Leishmania braziliensis MHOM/BR/75/M2904, 447 nucleotides. RefSeq names its product tryparedoxin (gene TXN2). The transcript has a single exon. The record is from RefSeq and is a predicted model, not a curated record. Gene Ontology annotation, molecular function: thioredoxin-disulfide reductase (NADPH) activity. Bases 1 to 447 code for a protein of 148 amino acids. NCBI's taxonomy places the organism in Eukaryota, Euglenozoa, Kinetoplastea, Trypanosomatida, Trypanosomatidae.
AUGUCGGGUUUGAAGAGGUUUUUCCCUUACACUGAGAGCUUCCUCAGGGGAUCGGCGACAGACAUCACAUUGCCAACACUGGCUGGUAAGACUUUCUUCUUCUACUUCUCGGCGAGUUGGUGCCCGCCAUGCCGCGGCUUUACUCCGCAGCUCGUUGAGUUCUACAAGGCACACGCGGAGGCGAAGAAUUUCGAGGUGAUGCUGAUCUCAUGGGACGAGGCAGCUGAUGAUUUCAACGAUUACUACGCGAAGAUGCCGUGGCUGGCGCUGCCCUUUAGUGAUCGAAAGGGGAUGGAGUUUCUCAGGACAGGGUUCAAGGUAGAGUCGAUUCCGACUCUGAUUGGCGUUGAGGCGGACACAGGCAAGAUCCUUACGACGCAGGCGCGCAACAUGGUCGUGAAGGACCCCGAGGGGAAGGAGUUUCCGUGGCCCAACGUCUCGGAGUAG